AACACUUUAAAGUAAAAUUUUCCAUGUCUCGGGCUCAAUUGGGUUUGGCUUGCAUAAAUACAGACAGGAAAUGAUCUUAUUACUACAUAUUUAUGAUUUCUCCACCUGCUUAUGAGGCACUACCUUCUUAUAGUUGCACUGUAUAUAAACAAGGCUAUGUCAAAUGGAAAAAGGAAAUAGACAGAGAUCAACAGAUCAAACAAUCAUCAUGGAGUACUGUAUUUUUUGAUUUAAGAGGCACAAUGCUACGAAUAUACAGAAAAGAUUCAAGCAAAUAUCCCAUGUGUCAAUUAUCGAUGUUAAAGAGCUAUUGUGGCAUAGCAGUUGAAUACAAGAAAUCGCAUGUACUUCGACUUUGGUUCAGUAUCACUAAAGAGCAGUAUGUGAUCAGACCUAUGGAUGACAAAUUGUCUGAACUGGUGUCUUGGUUUGAACAUUUGCAAUCCUCAGCCAAUAUUAGCUCAGAUAUAGAUAGAAGGAAAAUGCCUCGUCUAUUGACCUUAUCAAGAGGCAACCGUAGUUCAAGAAGGACAAUGACACUGACCAUUGGAAAGACACAAGCUGUGCUUCCUAUACUUGUCAAUAAACAAACAUGAUUGCAUUGACAAGAGAUUCAAUAUUCUGACUUUGAAUGUGACUCGACUACAAGCCAAAUUGGCACACGCACCACGCGCGUUAAACCCAGC
Molecule: messenger RNA, 686 nt
Organism: Gilbertella persicaria
Lineage: Eukaryota; Fungi; Mucoromycota; Mucoromycetes; Mucorales; Choanephoraceae
Exons: 2
Coding region: 93-596 (167 amino acids)
Source: RefSeq, a predicted model, not a curated record